This is a messenger RNA of Phytophthora sojae, 2139 nucleotides long. RefSeq lists its product as hypothetical. Gene Ontology annotation, molecular function: protein binding. The transcript has a single exon. The record is from RefSeq and is a predicted model, not a curated record. Bases 609 to 1319 code for a protein of 236 amino acids. NCBI's taxonomy places the organism in Eukaryota, Oomycota, Peronosporomycetes, Peronosporales, Peronosporaceae.
AUGAAGGUCUACUGUAUGUCAGAAGCAGUGGAGGAAGAGUCUGUAGGCGCCAACGCAGCGCAGUGCAGAGCAGAGCAGAUCAGUGCAGUGGUGACGGGAGGAGGAACUCCGAAAGCAAACACACAAAACAGGAAUCAGUGACGUCUAUGAGUCUCUGCUGCGGGCCACUCACUCACUUGCCGCGAGCAGCUCUAGCUCUGGCCUCCAAGUACUCCCGGCGCUCCUCGUCGCGCAGCUGGCGACGCUCCGCCUCGUUCGUAGUCACGAUGUCGUCUGUCGCCGCCAAAACACGAUUGUUAUUGUUUUUGUUUUUCAAGACCCAGUUGUCAAGUGAACAGAGCCGAGGAAAGCUAGCGACGUACAGAAGCCCGUCUUGACCAUGAAGAGCUCCAUGGCCGCGCCCGUGACGAAGCAGAUGGGCACAAGCUUCUUGAGGAUCGGCGUGAGCGCCACCGUCGCCUGAUGCUGCGGCGCCAUUCUCCUUGUGUGUGCCACAGGUCUCAGUUGUGUAUCACUGGUGUACGGUUGUAAAACCGUACACCAGUGUAGCCAUCUUGCGGCAAAGGACACUGUGCACCACCAACAGCAACAACCGACUGACGUGGCAAAUGGCAACGGCGCCGUUGAGCUGCGUGGGCUUCCGCUGUCUGGACCGGGACGAAUGCUACCACUACGAUGAGACGCUGAAGAGCGCGGCCUUCAUGCACGACGGAGACAGCUGCCACAACACGCUGGCGGACGUGCAGCACCGCUUCCGGUACCACAACAAGGACGGCAAGCUGCAGCUGCUAAGCGCCGACGAGGUGCAGGAGCUCAUGAAGUGCACGUACACGAGCAAGCUCAUCUUCCAGAGGACGCACCUGCUGCGCAACUACGCGUUCUGGGGCUUCUCGGACUCGGUGCAGGACGGCUUCGACCAGUUUGCGCCGCUGGGCCACGACACCUUCGAGGUCUCCCACAAGGUCGUGAUCGGCCACGUCUCGCUGCUGGACCACGUCGAGGAGCAGCCGCUGGGACUGUUCGCACUCGAAAGCCUCGCGCAGUAUGAGUUUUUGGGAGAGUACACGGGCGUGAUCAAGGUGGGCGUGAGCGAGAUGAACGAGUUCGACCCGUACGGCAUCUCGUACCCCUCCGUGUACGAGGGCGGCGACCUGUACGUGAGCGCGAGCGAGUACGGCAACGUCAUCCGCUGCAUCAACCACAGCGCCACGCCCAACGCGCGCUUCGUGCCGAUGGUGCACAACGGCAUCCUGCGGAUUUUCUGCGUUCGUUUUGUUCGGAUUGCUUGCUUGCUGUGGUCCGUCUUGCUUACCCACUGACGCCAUGCUUUGACCUGCAGUUUGUGAUCCAGGACAUCAAGCAGGGCGAGCAGAUCUUCGUUAACUACGGGCCUUCCUACUGGAAGUCGACGGGUAUCGAGCCCAUUGCGUUCCACGAGCCAGAACAAGUUGUUGGUGUACAGUAGCUUUUUAUUCCCAUUACAAGGAGUUAAAUGUGAGAGAAGAGAGAAACCGGAUUGCAACGCAACGCGUACAAGCCCGCCAGUAACUUGGGAGUGACGCAUGGUCGAGCUUACUCCUCGAUCUCGACGACGGCCUCAAUCUCGACGGCCACGUUGAGCGGCAGGGCGUUGGUGCCCACGGCCGAGCGGGCGUGGAUGCCCUUGUCGCCGAAGACCUUGCCGAUCGUGUCCGAGGCGCCGUUGAUCACGGCCGGCUGCUGCGUGAAGCCGUCCACGCAGUUGACGAAGCCCACGAGCUUGACCACGCGCUUGAUCUUGUCCAGGUCGCCCACCUCGUGCUUGAGCGUGGCCAUGAGGCUCAGCGCCACGUAGUGCGCGGCGUCGUAGCCCUGCUCGGGCGUCAGGUCCUUGCCGAUCUUGCCCAGGAUGAGCUCGCCGCCCGCGGGCUGCGGCAGGUGGCCGGCCAGGUAGAUGGUGUUGCCCGAGCGCACCGACGUGCGGUAGUUGCCCUUGGGCUCGGCCACGGCCGGCAGCGUGUAGCCCAGCUCCUCCAGCUUGCGCUCGAUGUGGACGUUGCGCGUGGCGGCGGCCAGCGAGCGCGGCUUCAUGGUGCGGAUGAGGGACAGCAUCGUGGUGGUCUGGGGUGGGAGGGGGUGGAAGACUGGCGGGCGACGGGG